This is a messenger RNA of Phytophthora sojae, 864 nucleotides long. RefSeq lists its product as hypothetical. Gene Ontology annotation, molecular function: rRNA (adenine) methyltransferase activity. The record is from RefSeq and is a predicted model, not a curated record. Lineage: Eukaryota; Oomycota; Peronosporomycetes; Peronosporales; Peronosporaceae. Bases 1 to 864 code for a protein of 287 amino acids. The transcript has a single exon. Gene Ontology annotation, cellular component: nucleolus.
AUGGGCAUCACGGCUGGCGGCGGUGCUGCCGAGUCCGCGGGCGCUUCGGGCGGCGCCAAGGCGGCGAAGAAGGCCAAGAAGUCGCGCAAGGCGCUGCACAUCGCGCCGCCGCGCAUGAAGUCGCGACGGAAGGCGCGCCAGGUGACCACGAACUUCCACCGCCUGACGCACGAGCUGGACCGCCUCAAGCAGCAGAAGCCGACGGACCCGGCGCAGCAGCGGGAGCGCAACGAGCGCGUGGCCGAGAUCAACAAGCAGCUGGACGCACUGGGCGGGCGCCAGGCCUACCAGGACGCCAGCAUCCUGAGCACGAGCUUCCACCGCACGUCCAAGUGGGUCUUCCAGCUGCUCACGCGCUUCGAGCUGCGGCCCAAGGCCAAGCAGCCGCCGCUGCGCGUGCUGGAGGUGGGCGCCAUCAACACGCAGCUGCUGUCGUGUCCGUGGCUCGACGUACGCGCCAUCGACCUGAACUCGAGGCACGAGCGCAUCGAGCAGCGCGACUUCUUCAGCCUCAAGCCCGAGAGCGAGUUCCAGGUGCUCGUGUCCAGCAUGGUGCUCAACUGCGUGCCAGGCGCCGACAAGCGCGGCGAGAUGCUGCGGCUCUAUCGACAACACUUGAAGGAGGGCGGGCUGCUGUUCCUGAUGCUGCCGCUGCUGUGUCUGCGCCACUCGCAGUUCAUGACGUACGCGCGCUUCACCAAGAUCCUGGAGGCUGUGGGAUUCCGCGUACGCGAGACCAAGGAGUCGCCCAAGGUGGCCUUCUUCUGCUUGGAGCGAAUUGAGACGGUGAACGAGGCGGCCUCGUUCCCCCAGAAGCUGCUGAUGCCGGGCGACAAGCGCAACGACUUCAGCGUCGUCAUCUGA